Molecule: messenger RNA, 6430 nt
Organism: Panicum virgatum (switchgrass)
Lineage: Eukaryota; Viridiplantae; Streptophyta; Magnoliopsida; Poales; Poaceae
Product: exocyst complex component SEC15B-like
Exons: 3
Coding region: 265-2694 (809 amino acids)
Biological process (GO): intracellular protein transport; Golgi to plasma membrane transport; exocytosis
Cellular component (GO): membrane; exocyst
Source: RefSeq, a predicted model, not a curated record
ACAAUCAUCUGCCCUGCCGUCACCUCCGCUUCCUCCGUCGUCCCGUUACCACCACGCAAGCAAUUUACCUUUCAACAGUCACAGACAUGCGGGCCCCAGUGGGCGCUCGCUUCAUGGACCCCACUUCCAGCCACCCAACCCCACCUUCUCCGACCACCCCCCUCCCGUUCCGUUUCGUCGACUAGUCUCCAAGCACAAACUCGGCAACUGCUGAGCUGCCCCCAACUCAUCUGCUGACCCUCCUCCCUCCCUCCUCAGAUCUCGAUGCGGCGCAAGCUCGCCGGCGACGCGCCGCCGUCGGCGGGCGGCGGACACGCGCCGUCCGCCUCCGCGCCGUCCGAGGCGGACCUCGCGCAGCUCUCCGCCGCCAUCGCGGCCGGGGAGGACCUGGGCCCCUUCGUGCGCCGGGCGUUCGCGUGCGGCCGCCCCGAGCCGCUGCUCGCCUCGCUCCGCGCCGCGGUGCGGGACCGGGAGGCUGAGAUCGAGGAGCUCUGCCGCGCCCACUUCCACGACUUCAUCCGCGCCGUCGACGACCUCCGCUCCCUCCUCGCCGACGCCGACGCGCUCAAGGGCUCCCUCUCGGCGUCCCACUCCGCGCUCCUCUCCUCGGCGGCCCCGCUGCUCGCCUCGCUCGAGUCCUUCCUCGCCGCGCGCUCGCUCGCGGGGAACCUCUCCUCCGCCCUCGCCUCCUCCCGCCGCUGCGUGCGGCUGCUCGCGCUCGCGGCGCGGGCGAACGCGCACCUCCAGGCCGGCAACCACGGGCUCUACCUCGCCCUGCGCGCCGUCGACGCCAUCGACCGUGAUCUCGCCUCGGGGCCGGAGCCGCUGCCGCUCCCCACGCUCCGCCGCAUGCUGCUUAGCGUCGUCCCUGCCAUGCGCGCCCACGCCGAGCGCGAGAUCUCCAGGGAGUUCUCCGACUGGAUGGUCAGCAUCCGCGCCGCGUCGAGGCACCUUGGUCAGGUGGCCAUCGGCCGCUCGGCUGCUGCCAGGCAGCGCCAGGAGGAGCUCCGCUCCAAGCACCGACCGCUGGAGGAGUGCAUCACUCUGGAUGACGAUGGAGUGGGUGACCUUGAUGAUUUUGCGGCAGCCGCGGCAACAGCUGAUGCUGCAGAUGGUGCUGCUGCAGCCUCGUUUGACCUUACACCACUCUAUCGAGCGAUGCAUAUACACCAGACGCUGGCGCUGGGUGAGCAGUUCAAGAAGUAUUACCUGGAGAACAGGAAGCUGCAGCUUACUUCGGACUUUGAUGUCAUUGCGGCGACGCCAUUCCUCGAGUCCCACCAGGUGUUCUUCUCACAGAUUGCUGGGUUCUUUAUUGUUGAGGACCGGGUGUUCAGAACAGGGGGUGGGCUCUCAUCUCGGCCAGAUGUAGAUGCACUCUGGGAUGCUGCCGUGGGGAAGAUGGUCUCUGUGAUGGAGGAUAAUUUCUCCAGGAUGCAGACAGCAAACCACUUGCUUCUCAUAACUGAUUAUGCUGCUUUACUUUCUGCCACAAUGCGGCGUUAUGGUUAUCCAGUAGGGAUGCUGCUUGAUGUGCUCGCUAGGCACAGAGACAAGUACCAUGAUUUGCUACUUGCAGAUUGCCGUAGACAGGUGGCGGAGGCACUGGCCGCAGAUAAGUUUGAUCAGAUGCUCAUGAGAAAGGAGUAUGAGUACUCAAUGAAUGUUCUUGCAUUUGGGAUUCAGAGCUCAGACAUUACCCCGGCUUUCCCAUAUGUUGCUCCAUUCUCAUGCACUGUCCCAGACAUUUGCCGAAUUGUUCGUUCAUUCAUUGAAGAUUCUGUGAGCUUCAUGGCACAUGGUGGUGGUGGGGACACCUAUGCAGCAGUGAAAAAGUACCUUGGUCGGAUCCUCUCUGAGGUGGUGGAUGCCUCGAUUCAGAAGCUUGUGGAUUCAGGCAGUGGUCUAAGUGUGUCCCAGGCAAUGCAGGUUGCUGCUAACAUGUCUGUCAUGGAGCGGGCAUGUGAGUUUUUCACACGCCAUGCUGCUCAACUGUGUGGUGUGCCGUUACGCGCCGUGGAGCGUGGUCGGCGUGACUUCCCACUUCGCAGGUCGCGCGAUGCUGCGGAGGCGCUCCUGCUGCGGCUAUUGCGUGCCAAGGCUGAUGAGUUCAUGAGGCAAUCUGAUGGUGUCAACUGGAUGGCUGAUGACCCUCCUCCUGGCGGCAAUGAGUAUGCGAACGAGGUCAUCAUCUAUCUUGAGACGCUCACGUCAACUGCGCAGCAGAUCCUCCCUCUUCCUGUUCUCCGCCGUGUACUUGUGGCAGUGCUUGCCCACAUCUCAGAGAGGAUUGUUGAUCUCUUCUUGAAUGAUUCAGUAAAACGUUUCAAUGCGAAUGCAGUCACUGGUAUAGAUACUGAUCUCAAAAUGUUUGAGGCGUUUGCAGAGGGCAUGUCCAGCCUAUUCGAGGACUCUGAUCAAGAGUCCGUGAAAAAUGAAAUGAAGGCUGCACUUGUGGAAGCAAGACAGCUGGUGAAUCUUCUUAUGAGCAAUAGUCCAGAGACAUUCCUAAAUCCGGUGAUCCGUGAAAAGAACUACAACAAGCUAGAUUAUAGAAAGGUUGCAAUCAUCUCUGAGAAGUUUAGGGAUACGUCAGAGAGUUAUUUCUCAACAUUCGGAACAAGGGGUGCCAGACAGAACCCAAAGAAGAAAUCUCUGGAUACCCUGAUCAAGAGGCUCAGAGAAGCCAGCUAGAUCUGCUAGUGCCCUCCUAGAAAAAACUAUCAACCUAGGAGAAACUAUGUGGCACUAAGUAGGCACCCAAAUUCAAGUCAAAGGAUUCAAAUCUGGGUGGUUGGGGUCUGCACCGACACGUCCCACCAGUUGAGCUAAGUAGUUCCUUUCUAUUAUAAGAUACAAAUUUUCAUUUGUUGUUUUUUUAGACAUUUUUCAUUUGUUGCUUUGAGACGACAGUACUUAUAUUGUUUCGAAGCUGAAGGAUUGGCUGGCAAAUUAUUUGACAGAGGGAACAGUAUGAGUGACCUUUUCUUUUCACGUCGAAAGAAAACAGAUUUCUGUUCAACGCUUUAGCUCAUUGUAGAUUAUCUUUUAUAAAUUCUGAAAGAUAAUUAAGAAACCUAAUUCAAAGGAAUACAAUGUCUGUUUUGUCUUGAGUAGAACAGUGGUAUGUGUAUGUUAACUUGAGGAAAUUACAGCGCCUCACAUGAAUCAUCUUUUUUUAGUUGCAUUUAGGGGCUUUGGAGUCUGGGUGGGUGUAUUAAAUUCGGUGGUGACAGGUAGAUGACUGUUUGCAGCUGCAGAUCAUUAUUGACUUUUUUUGUACCAAUUUAAGAAUAUGUUUAUAGAGAAACCAGAUCCAUAGGGUAUACACUGUUCCAUUCCUCUCUAUGUAGAAUAAUGCUACGCAAGCGUAGGAUUAAAUUAAACACUUAAGAGUCAAGUGUGCUUGACAUUUAUAUUAAACACUUAGGUGUCAACUAUGCCUGACAUUGUUAUUUAACUAACAGCAUUGGUAUAUGCUAUAUGAUUAAUGAACACUCGAUUUUUUGUAAUAAUUUGCACGAUCUUAUGCAGUACUAUAAGGCAUGGAACUAUCUUGACAUUGUAUUUAGAUUUGAAAAAAUCAAGUUCCAAAUUUUUUUACUAAGAGCAUGUGUAUGGUGAACAAUUUUUCAUUAGAUUUGUUUAUUUUUUUUAUAAUUAGUGGAGUUUCCAAUCCACGCAUAGAAGUAAAAUUGUAUGGCCAAGCUUGAGGCAUUUAAUUUCUCUUGUGCCUGUGCUUUAUGGCAUUCUGCAGUAUCAUGCUUAUACAGUCAUGCAGUUUCUUUUGUGCACCACCCAAAUAGUGCUAAUGGCCAUGAGAGGCAUACUUUGCACGCUAACCCAGACAAUCAGUGAUGGAAUCUUGAAAGUUUUGCUAAUUUAGGCAAAGUUUGUUCCAUUCUUACUAUCUGUGUAUGGCUACUUUGUCUAGCUUACCCUAUAAAGGAAAAACUCUAUUGCCGAUCAAAGUUCUCAGAUAGAGAAGUGCUGAAACUGUUUUCGGUCAGGUGACUUGGUGUUGUUAACAUGAUGUUUAAAUACAGUCCAUGACUUAAGGGGAAAGGUUGACAUGUAACAGUCCAUGGCCUGCUUAAGUUUUGCAUUUAGAAAUGAAAACUUUUUCUUGUGAUUACUGGUAACUAGUGGUCAGAUGUUGGUUUUCAUGCCAGGAACUGUCAUUUUAAGCAAGUCAUUUAUGUAAACCAUAUCUUUGUGACUAAUUUAAGGCAGAAUAUGAAUAUGUCUACUGCCCCAAGAACAGUGACAGUAGUGGUGGUUCAUUUGAAUUGGUAGCUUUACUGUUUUGGCUUCCCUUAACUCAAUUCAUCUUGCAAUUAUUAUGCAAUGCUAUCUAUUCUUCUACACCUUUCACAUAAGAUAUAUGGGCCGUGUUGAUGUCCAAAAUCACUUGUGAAGAGGACAUCGAGGUACAUGUUGGCAUUAUCUUUUGGUAGACUAUGCAUAGUCAUUUGCACAAAAAACAUCUCAUCCAUGCACAUAUAUUUACAACCUUGGUCAUGGCAUAAAAAAUGCUCGAACCUGUGCACAUUGAUUUAUAUUGUAAAGGUGAUCAACUUAUUUGUUUUAGAUAAAAUAAAGUAGGCACGUUUCUUGUAGCGGCAAGAUUCGUUGAUCUUUCCGUAGACAUCAAUACUUUUUUCAUAAUUUGCCACAUUGUUUUAUGCUUGAACCUGAUGAAAAUAGUCAUCCUGUGCCAUGCCAUGCUACCGACUGUUUCUGAUGACGUUGCAGAGAGCCGGCGUAUAAGUAGCAUGUCAUUAAAUGUUGCUAAAGGAAACGCACAUGACUGUUACCUUUUACACGUCUGUAUAAGUUUACCGCUAUUUACAAUAUUGAUUUUUAUACAUAAGCAUAUGUCCCAUGUUUCCAUAUGUAGUCUAAGCAUAUGUUAACUUAUUGAUCCUGCAUUCUAUACGGCUAUACCUAUAUGUGGCAUAUUGCCGUAUUUAGAGAAAGUUUAAGCCUACUACUACCGAGCUUAAUAAGUCAUACAAUAGUAAACGUAGGUUAACCCUACGCGCCGCCGUUCUUGUUCGCGGCGAAACAUUAAUCUCUCGCUAUGGAGGAAGCGGACGCGAGGCCAAGCAAGAAGGCCCGCCGGCCGGGUGCCGGUUCCGGCGGCCUGACGCUGUUCGCCCUCCGCUUGGCGAAGCAGCUCUCCGAGGGCGACAGCUCCGGUGACAACCUCGUCUUCUCGCCGCUGUCCAUCUACGCCGCGCUGGCCCUGGUGGCGGCCGGGGCAGGGGGCGAGACCCUGGACGAGUUCCUCGCCCUGCUCGGCGCGGCGUCGUGCGACGAGCUCGCCGAGUUCGUCCGCGGCGUGGCGGAGGGCGCCCUCGCGGACAGGUCCGGCUCUGCCGGCGGGCCGCUCGUCGCCUUCGCGUGCGGCGUCUGGCACCAGGAGACGCUGGCGUUGAGGCCGGCCUACCGCGCCGCCGCCGUGGAGUCCUACAAGGCAGAGGCGCGCCACCGAUUUCCUCGGGAAGCCAGAGGAAGCACGAAAGCAGAUAAACAAAUGGGUCUCGAAGGCCACGAACAAACUCAUCACCUCAAUCCUCCCUAAACGUUCCGUGGAUCCCUCAACAGUCCUCGUGCUCGCCAACGCCAUCUACUUCAAGGGCAAGUGGUCCAAGCCCUUCGAGGAGAAGAAGACCAAGGACGGGGAAUUCUACUGCCUUGACGGCAGCCGCGUGCGCUCGCCGUUCAUGCGCUGCUCCUGGGAAGAACAGCUGAUUGAGGAGCACGACGGGUUCAAGGUGCUCAAGCUACCCUAUCGCAACUCCGAUGAUGAACGCGCGCGGUUCUCGAUGUGCUUCUUACUCCCGGACGCCCGCGACGGCCUGCCCAUCCUCGUCGCCAAGAUGGCGUCCAACACUCCAGCUCCGGCAGCUUCCUGCGAGACCACUUGCCCAAGAGGCGCGUCAAGGUCGGCGAGCUCCUCCUGCCCAAGUUCCAACACAAGGCGGUUAUCGAGGUGAACGAGGAGGCUGCAGCCUCCACCGCUUGCGUGCUCGUAAAGGGGAAAACCGAAAACCCCAAGUUUUGGUCGCAUGGAUUUCAUCGCUGACCAUCCUUUUGUGUUCUGCAUGGUGGAGGAGGUGUCUGGUGCAGUCGUCUUCAUGGGACACGUCCUAGACCCUACAAGGUCAGAGUAGAAGAAGAUGGAGGAGAGUUGUACUAGUCUUCAGCUGGAUGAUAAUUAUCGUAAUAUAUAGCAUGUUUGCUUUAUUGUUAGCAUACAUAGUUAAGUAUCCGUUUCAUCGGCUAACUAGUUUUUAUUAUGAGUUCUGAAAGAUAUAUACAAUUAUCCAAGGACGAGCAGAUAAUUAUCUCUUGUAUUCAAUUUCUGUGUAUUUGUGACUUUGUGUUGGAAUCGAAAUAAAAUAAAUAAACAUCACAUGCAAAA